Messenger RNA from Gastrolobium bilobum, 948 nucleotides. Its product is annotated as rust resistance kinase Lr10-like. The coding region runs from base 1 to 948 and encodes 315 amino acids. The record is from RefSeq and is a predicted model, not a curated record. The transcript has 3 exons. Lineage: Eukaryota; Viridiplantae; Streptophyta; Magnoliopsida; Fabales; Fabaceae. Gene Ontology annotation, biological process: protein phosphorylation. Gene Ontology annotation, molecular function: protein kinase activity; ATP binding.
AUGACAAUUGAGCGCUUUCUAAAGCAACAUGGUUCUCUUCAAUUAAGAAGGUACAGUUACUCUGAGAUAAAGAAAGUCACUGAUUGUUUCAAAGUCAAAUUAGGAGAGGGAGGAUAUGGGAGCGUAUAUAAAGGAAAGCUACAAGAUGGGAGUCUUGUUGCAGUCAAGCUUUUAAGUAAACUUGAAGGAACUGGGGAGGAAUUCAUCAAUGAAAUUGCAAGCAUUAGCAGGACAUCUCAUGUUAACGUUGUCACUCUUGUGGGGUUUUGUUUCCAAGGUUCAAAACGAGCUCUAAUUUAUGAACUCAUGCCUAAUGGAUCCCUCGAGAAGUUCAUAUAUGAAGAAAACUCCAUGUUAGUUGGUCGGCAAUUGGAUUGCAAAACUUUGUAUGACAUUGUCAAUGGUGUUGCUCGUGGACUAGACUAUUUGCACAGAGGCUGCAAUACUAGAAUUUUGCAUUUUGACAUAAAACCUCAUAACAUUCUCUUAGAUGAGAAUUUCAGCCCCAAGAUUUCAGAUUUUGGACUUGCAAAAAUUUGCACAAGAAAAGAAAAGGUAUUUUCUAGGAAUUUUGGUGCAGUAUCACAUAAGUCAGAUGUUUACAGUUAUGGAAUGAUGGUCUUAGAUAUGGUCGGGAUGAGAAAAAAUAUUAAUGCUCAAGUUGACCGUUCCAGUGAAAUAUAUUUUCCUCGUUGGAUUUACAAUCGUCUUGAAUCAAAUCAGGAGCUUGGUCUUCGGAAUAUAAGAAAUGAAAGUGAUGACGAAAAGGUGAGGAAGAUGACAAUAGUGGGCUUAUGGUGCAUACAGACAGACCCUUCAACUCGACCAGCCAUGAGUAAAGUGGUGGAAAUGCUAGAAGGUAGCGUUGAGCUGCUGCAAAUACCACCCAAACCUUUUUUGUGGUCUCCUUCAACGUCCCCAGUCCAUUUGUCAUGUGAGACAUUCUAG